AUGGCAAAUCUCCAGGGGAUUUUCAUGAAGAGUUCUCGGAACCCGGCCUCAUCCCCAUGGGCUCCCAACCACACCCACAAAAUCAGCGCUCUCCAGUAUACAGGCACGGCUCUUUCCCUUGCAAGGAGGGAAGUGGUCCAGGGAGUGGACGUGCUCGUUGCCACCAAUCUUCUCCUUUCGUUCGUGGAGAUGGAGAUGGGUACCUUCGAAGGACUGCGGCGCUAUCUGAAGAGCAUUGGGCAGUUGAUAUUCAGGACCCACCACAAGCUCGAAGUGCCUAAGUGCAGUUCAAAACUCCUACCUGGCAUCGCCAGCUCUCGGCCAAUAUUGAAGCACGUUGCUGGGCAAACUCAUCGACCAGACUUGGCAGGUGCGUGUGGCAAGUUGCUCGAGGAAUUGGGGUCCCUGUCGGCGCGUUUCCACGCCCGCAAGCCUCCGCGGGGACUUCCGCUGAGCGAGCUCGGCGAGGGUACCGUCGAUGUCCUGUCGACGGCCCAGAUGGAGAUACUCGGGGACAUUGAGCCGAUAUACUUUGAGAGUCACGAACAAGCCAUGGAGGCGGCCGACUAUGUUUUCUGCCGCCUCGUAUGCGACGACGCUCCCUUGCAACGACGCUCCCUUGCGACGACUCCUCGGCGGCCAGCAGCCCUUCCCUCCCCCGGCCUGUCGACCGAUUGGCCCUGCAAUGAGCCAAAGGAUAUGAUCAUCAUUGACGGCUUCUUGGACAGGCUGAUUGCCAUAGGCAGCGGCUGGGAGGACUCGACCUUCCCCACUGCCGUUACUCGGUCCAUUUUGGAGCUUACUCACCACCAGUUGGCUCGUGGGAGAACGAUCCUGCUGGCAUCGACGAUCGAAGGCGAGGUGACGGAGACGGAAACCAUUCAUGCAAGCGACAGAAUGACGGUCUACAGCCUCUAUGGCAUGGAGGUGGAUGGGCGCGCGUUUGAAGAGUUUGUGGACCUAACAUCAGACUCUGCAACGUAG
Messenger RNA from Scedosporium apiospermum, 984 nucleotides. RefSeq lists its product as uncharacterized. NCBI's taxonomy places the organism in Eukaryota, Fungi, Ascomycota, Sordariomycetes, Microascales, Microascaceae. The record is from RefSeq and is a predicted model, not a curated record. The transcript has 3 exons. Bases 1 to 984 code for a protein of 327 amino acids.